CAGAUGGUUCCUGUGCUGGACAAUAUGACCCCAGCUCCUCUGACACAGAACUGCUCCAACUGCAGCCAGGUUUUAGUCCCAGAGCUCAACGUGGUCAAGGCUGUGGUUUUGGGCUUGGUGCUUGGUGUCUUCAUUCUGUUUGGAGUUGUGGGAAACAUCCUCGUAAUCCUCUCAGUAGUUUGUCAUCGACACCUGCGGACAGUCACACAUUAUUUUAUAGUUAAUCUUGCAGUGGCAGAUUUGCUGCUGAGCUCCACUGUACUACCUUUCUCUGCCAUUUUUGAGAUCCUGGAUCGUUGGGUGUUUGGACGGGCCUUUUGUAAUGUUUGGGCAGCUGUGGACGUGCUCUGCUGCACUGCCUCCAUCAUGAGCCUCUGUGUUAUCUCUGUGGACCGCUACAUUGGAGUUAGUUACCCUCUGCGUUACCCAGCUAUAAUGACAAAACGCAGGGCUCUGCUGGCAGUGAUGCUGCUGUGGAUGCUGUCUAUCAUUAUAUCUAUCGGACCUUUGUUUGGCUGGAAAGAGCCAGCUCCGGAGGACGAGUCCAUCUGUAAGAUCACAGAGGAGCCAGGUUAUGCUAUCUUCUCUGCUGUGGGCUCCUUCUACCUCCCUCUGGCCAUCAUACUGGCUAUGUACUGUCGGGUUUAUGUGGUAGCUCACAGAGAGAGCCAGGGCCUGAAGGAGGGCCACAAGACAGAGAAGUCCGAUUCAGAGCAGGUGAUACUCAGGAUACACAGAGGCAACACAACUGUAUCAGAGGACGAGGCCCUUCGCAGCCGCACACAUUUCGCCCUGCGACUGCUCAAGUUCUCACGUGAGAAGAAAGCUGCCAAGACCUUGGGCAUUGUGGUUGGCUGCUUUGUGUUGUGCUGGCUGCCUUUUUUCCUGGUGCUACCCAUCGGCUCGAUGUUCCCUGCAUACAGACCUUCUGACACUGUGUUCAAGAUCACCUUCUGGCUCGGUUACUUCAACAGCUGCAUCAACCCCAUCAUCUACCCGUGCUCCAACCAGGAGUUUAAGAAAGCUUUCCAGAGUUUACUUGGAGUUUGCUGUUUUAGAAUGACACCCAGAACGCACCGUCAUCAUCUGAGUUCAGGUCAGAGUCAAACACAAGGUCACAGCCAGCCACUCACACUGGGCCUGGACAGCAGGGGGGCUCCCUGUCGGCUCAGUCCCUCCUCCUCUAUGGCCUUGUCCAGGACCCCUUCCUCGAGGGACAGCACGGAGUGGAGGGUCUGUUCGGGAGGCCCCACAAGUGGAUCUGGACCGCCCAAGACAAACAGAACUAAAGUAGCCAAACUCUGCAGUAAAGGCUUCCACCAAACCUGCUGCUGCAUCCUCAGUAGUGGGACUCCCUCGCAGGAGACAAACUGCGCCCAACCCCCUCCUGGCGGAAACCUUCCCACCAUUAAAAUCCACCAACUGUCCCUGUCGGAAAAAGGAGAGCCUGUAUAA
Xiphias gladius (swordfish) is the source of this 1455-nucleotide messenger RNA. RefSeq names its product adrenoceptor alpha 1Aa (gene adra1aa). Bases 4 to 1455 code for a protein of 483 amino acids. Gene Ontology annotation, cellular component: membrane. The record is from RefSeq and is a predicted model, not a curated record. Gene Ontology annotation, biological process: adenylate cyclase-activating adrenergic receptor signaling pathway; cell-cell signaling; positive regulation of cytosolic calcium ion concentration. The transcript has 2 exons. Lineage: Eukaryota; Metazoa; Chordata; Actinopteri; Istiophoriformes; Xiphiidae. Gene Ontology annotation, molecular function: alpha1-adrenergic receptor activity.